Molecule: messenger RNA, 1253 nt
Organism: Otolemur garnettii (small-eared galago)
Lineage: Eukaryota; Metazoa; Chordata; Mammalia; Primates; Galagidae
Gene: GSX2
Product: GS homeobox 2
Exons: 2
Coding region: 302-1216 (304 amino acids)
Biological process (GO): regulation of DNA-templated transcription
Cellular component (GO): nucleus
Molecular function (GO): sequence-specific double-stranded DNA binding; DNA-binding transcription factor activity, RNA polymerase II-specific
Source: RefSeq, a predicted model, not a curated record
GCUUCUGUUGUGACUCCGGCAGCCUAUCCCGAGGGUGGGGAGCUGCCGAGGAGCCAGAGCCGAGCCGUACUCCGCAGCAUCACGUGCCGGGGUGGGGGCUAUAAAAUCCGGGAGCCGGGGCGCCGGGUGGGGGACGUGAGGACCAGCCCUCUCCUGGGACCCCUUUGUUCCCGGCCCAGACUCCUACACCUUUGUGUCCCCAAAGGUUUGACCGCCCCGAGCUCCCGAGGCAGAGCCCAGAACACCAGAGGGGAGGGGUCGCGCGGCCGGCCGGACCCUCUAGCUGCCCGCCCCUCUCGACAUGUCGCGAUCCUUCUAUGUCGACUCGCUCAUCAUCAAGGACUCUGCACGGCCUGCGCCCUCGCUGCCUGAACCGCACCCCGGGCCGGAUUUCUUCAUCCCGCUGGGCAUGCCGUCCCCAUUGGUGAUGUCCGUGUCCGGGCCAGGCUGCCCGUCUCGCAAGAGCGGCGCGUUCUGCGUGUGCCCUCUCUGCGUCACUUCGCACCUGCAUUCCUCUCGGGGGCCCGUGGGCGCCGGCGGUGGGGGCGCAGGGGCCGGGGGUACCGGGGCCGGUGGUAGCGGGGCGACUGGGAGCGCCGGGGCCCUGCCUUUGCUCAAGAGCCAGUUCUCAUCGGGUCCUGGGGACGCGCAGUUUUGCCAGCGGGUGAGCCACGCGCACCAUCACCAUCACCCGCCGCAGCACCACCACCACCACCACCAACCCCAGCAGCCUGGCUCAGCCGCUGCAGCGGCAGCAGCCGCGGCUGCGGCUGCGGCCGCAGCGGCCUUGGGGCACCCGCAGCACCACGCACCUGUCUGCGCUGCCACCACCUACAACGUGGCGGACCCGCGGAGAUUCCACUGCCUCACCAUGGGAGGCUCAGACACCAGCCAGGUACCCAAUGGCAAGAGGAUGAGGACCGCGUUCACCAGCACGCAGCUCCUGGAGCUGGAGCGAGAAUUCUCUUCCAAUAUGUACCUGUCUCGACUCCGGAGGAUCGAAAUAGCCACCUACCUGAACCUGUCAGAGAAGCAGGUGAAAAUCUGGUUUCAGAACCGCCGAGUGAAGCACAAGAAGGAGGGGAAGGGUACGCAGAGGAACAGUCACGGGGGCUGCAAGUGUGUUGGCAGCCAGGCGCACUAUGCGCGCUCGGAGGACGAGGACUCCUUGUCGCCGGCCUCGGCCAACGAUGACAAGGAGAUUUCCCCCUUAUGAGGGAGGAGGGCCCCUCCCCCUCACAACACCGGCUCCU